Molecule: messenger RNA, 168 nt
Organism: Plenodomus lingam JN3
Lineage: Eukaryota; Fungi; Ascomycota; Dothideomycetes; Pleosporales; Leptosphaeriaceae
Source: RefSeq, a predicted model, not a curated record
AUGUCCUUCACCCCACCUGCACAUCGCGAACAUCUUGCUUUCCAAGUAUUUCAGCAAAGAGUGGUUCUGAAAAGUAGUGACGCAGAACUGACGGGACUAGUCAAGGUUAUGUGUGAUGGCUCCGCCGGCCCUGGAGGCCCAAACAUGGGCCAGGGUGGCCCAAGCUAG